This is a messenger RNA of Pectinophora gossypiella (pink bollworm), 1179 nucleotides long. RefSeq lists its product as uncharacterized. NCBI's taxonomy places the organism in Eukaryota, Metazoa, Arthropoda, Insecta, Lepidoptera, Gelechiidae. The transcript has a single exon. Bases 149 to 1171 code for a protein of 340 amino acids. Gene Ontology annotation, biological process: tRNA 5'-leader removal; tRNA 3'-end processing; endonucleolytic cleavage in ITS1 to separate SSU-rRNA from 5.8S rRNA and LSU-rRNA from tricistronic rRNA transcript (SSU-rRNA, 5.8S rRNA, LSU-rRNA). The record is from RefSeq and is a predicted model, not a curated record. Gene Ontology annotation, cellular component: ribonuclease MRP complex; multimeric ribonuclease P complex. Gene Ontology annotation, molecular function: ribonuclease MRP activity; ribonuclease P activity.
AAAUAAAAAAUGAAUGGACGAUUGAGGUUAUGUUUGUUUGUUAUGUUAACAUCGCUUCGCUCAUUGUUCUUUUGAAUGUUAUGAGCUUUUUUAUUUAAUAAUAACACAUUAUUGGAAAGCUAAAUACUUUAACCACAAACCUCGAAUAAUGUUGUGCCCUGAGGUCUCGAAUUUUCCGCCACCUAAAGUAGUUUCUUCCUAUCAAAAGUUUGAUAACUUAGAAAAUGUAGUGGAAAUAUUUAAAAUGAACAAUUUCUAUAAGAGUUUGAUUGUUACGUGUCCUGAUGAGCUCCAGAUACCCAGUCUUAUUGAAGAAUGUGUAUCAGAAGACUGUGAUUACUAUAAGGUUAGCAAUUGUUCACUUGCAGAAUUUGUGGAACCAGUAUUCAUUGAAAAGUUUAUAAAGAACGGGAAACUAUAUUGCUUAUCAGCAGACAGAAAGUGCAUAGUACAGAAUUGUGCUGCCGUAACACCAGAGGGGUUACUGACAAUCCACAUCCUUGAGAACAUAUUUCAAACUAUUGGUUUAGAAGGAUCAAAACGUUCACAUAAUUUUUACGAAGUGACAAUCGACUUAAAGAAUAUAAAGAAUCUGGAUAAACUUAAGCAAAGUUUAGAGAAAUUAGAAACAUUUGAUUUUUACAUUAAUUGGGAACCCAAUAAUGAGAAAAUAUGUCCAUCAUCAGUCGCAAGAUAUUUUUUUGAGAGAAACAUUAGUGUCUCUGUCCAUUUGUUGGAGAAUAAAAAGGUCACACCUGAUAUAGAAGAAAUACCAGCAGUUAAAGAUACAGACCCAGAAGAAAUGGCCGAAUGGGUGGGUAUGCUGGCUCAACAAGCUGACUUAUCACCGAAAGAGACUUACAUAAGCACAUAUAGCCAACCAGAGAGUGACUGUGCAAUGAAAACUAGUCGAAUAUGCCUGCUCAUUACAAAAGGGUUUAUAACACCAACAAUAGUUGCAAAUGUUUGUAGAAAUGUGCAGAGUUAUGUUACAUCAAGAGAGUUGGAGAACUACUGGAUGUCAGUAAGUGUGCAGAGUGAUGAGAACAGUCUUUGGCAGUGGUAUCGGAGCAGCCCACGAAUGUUCCAAGCACAUGACUCUUCUACUAAUGUAUUCUUCACAGAAGACAGUCUAACAGUGUACUCAAUAGGACAAUUAAAGUAUUCAUAGAAAUAGAA